Molecule: messenger RNA, 888 nt
Organism: Rotaria socialis
Lineage: Eukaryota; Metazoa; Rotifera; Eurotatoria; Philodinida; Philodinidae
Source: the annotation of a GenBank genome assembly
AUGCCGAAAAUUCGACGAAAACGCCGAACUACAACAAGCAAUCAACUCAAUCGACCAAAAAAGGUCUUAGCAAUGUCAGCAACACCUGACAGUCAACAAGGAAAAGCAAUUUAUUUUGACUUUGUUGCUCAACCCAAUCUAUGUAUUAAAUCAAAAUCGACAGGCAAAUUCAUUCAGCUGUCAAAGCCACCGAAAUCAUUGAAAGUAUCUGAUGAUUGGGAUGUUAAACCAGGUGAUGUAUUUUCAUGGAGUGAAGGUCGACCAACAGAAAUUUUCUUUGUUACAUCAGAAGGAACACUUUUGAAGAAUCCCGAUACAUCUGGUUCCGGUUAUUUAACAAUACCACUAUCAAUAACUUGUCAAUUUUCGGAUGCAAUCGAUUAUUUCUCUUCUGUUCUGGAUUCAAUUGGUCGUAAUUAUGUAUCAUCUAUUGAACUUGCACCAACUGAUUUGUUUUUUCUGAAAAAUUUCUCGAAACAGCAAUUACCAAUAUCAAUCAAGAAUCGAACUGAUGUAACAUAUUCAUUUGACCCGAAUGAUGAAAUCCUUUAUGUUACAAUUACAUCAAAUCCUAAUCGAAGUCAACAUUUCCCAUUAGGCACAACUAAAACAGAUGAUAUUCUUCAAUGGUUAUCAACAAGUGAUGAAACAAAAGCUGAAUUCAUUGUUAAAUAUGAUUUCGACGGCAAGAAUACAUGUACUAAGGUUCCUCGUGGUAUUAUUAUCGGUUUACCAACUGGAUGGCAAUGUGAACAACACGGUUCAGUGAUGUUUAGUGACAGUAAAAUACAAGGAGAAUGGAAAUGUACAGGACCAGAGAAAACGAAAAACAAUGCUCGCGAAGCAAUCAAUAAACAUUAUAAAGGGCUUAAUAUUGAAAUUAAAUAA